Pieris macdunnoughi is the source of this 1527-nucleotide messenger RNA. The record is from the annotation of a GenBank genome assembly. NCBI's taxonomy places the organism in Eukaryota, Metazoa, Arthropoda, Insecta, Lepidoptera, Pieridae.
AUGGAGCUGUAUCAAAUAGUCACCUACAUAGCUAUUGUUAUAAUACAGAGUGAUGCUGGUGUUUGCAAUCGCAAAAACACAGUGAUCCAAGUCAGAGUUCCCCAACGCACUAACGUGACUGUCAAGUAUCCGCCCAUGUUGCGUAGUCCCGUCGAAUACGUACCCUAUCCGUACUCACUAGGGAACAAACGCGAACGACCUUGCUAUAGAUGCCAAAAUUCAAGAUGUUUCAAAUGCAAUAAUCAAGUAAAGUCGCCAACUGUUCUUCCCGGAACAAGAACCAACAUCAUCAUAGAUGUUCAAGGCUCAAGAUCUAGACCUAAUAAAGAUCAACAAGUUAAUCAUGCACCAGACCCCAAUAGGCAAGGGACCCUUGUUGUUGUCCAGGGUGCAUCGUCAGCAUCUAGUGACGCUGUUGCUUCAGCUAAUGGAAAUAAUGGAAAUUCUGCUGCCACUGCUUCAUCGUCAGCUUCAGAUAACCAACUUAUUGCUGACUUUAAAGAAGAAGACAGGGCUCCAGAUGGAUCAACAAAGGACAUUGAGGAUAUAUUUAUAGCAGAUAACUCAAAAUCCAACUCAAGUGCUUCUGCAUCAGCUUCUUCAAAUGGAGGCGGACAAGCGAAAGCAAGUGCGUCUUCAUCUAACCGAAAUGCACCUUCUAAGCCUUCUUCAAAUCGUUCACCACAAAAAUCAUCCCCAUCAAACGGCCCUCAAAAGCCUAGUAAUAAACAAGCGCAACCAAAGAAAGACAAUCAAGGAGUAAAUAAUGGAAAUAAAUCACCUAAAAAUGAUAGAUCACCAGACAAUGAUGAUUUCUCAGAUAAUGACAGUUCUCCAGACAGUAACAAUUCCCCAGAUAAUGGCAAUAACCCAGAUGACGAUGAUUCUCCAAACAAUGACAACUCUCCAGACAAUGACAAUUCCCCAGAUAGUGGCAAUAACCCAGAUGACGAUGAUUCUCCAAACAAUGACAACUCUCCAGACAAUGGCAAUUCCCCAGAUAGUGGCAAUAACCCAGAUAACGAUGAUUCUCCAAACAACAACAACUCUCCAGACAAUGACAAUUCGUCAGAUAGUGGUAAUAACCCAGAUAACGAUGAUUCUCCAAACAAUGACAACUCUCCAGACAAUGACAAUUCCCCAGAUAGUGGCAAUAACCCAGAUAACGAUGAUUCACCAAACAAUGACAACUCUCCAGACAAUGAAAACUCUCCAAAAAAUAGUAAGUUACCAGUCUCUCCCAAUUCAUCAAAUAAUGACAAAUCUCCAGACGAUGGUGAUCAAUCACGUGAUAAUGAUUCCCCAAAAAGUGGCAAUGAACCAAACAGCCAAGACAUUCCAAGUCCUGCCAAAGAGGAUAAAAAAAAUGACGAUUCCGCGCCAAAAGAUGAAGAUUCAGCUACAGGAAAUGCUCCAAGCGGAGACGAUACAACAGAUCCCGAUGCAAAGGGUGCCGACCCAGGACCAAAAGAUUCAAGUGAUUUACCAUCCGAUAACAAAGAUCCACAAAGCGAUCCUAAAUCUUAG